Lacerta agilis (Sand lizard) is the source of this 2860-nucleotide messenger RNA. It is a transcript of the gene PLEKHB2, whose product is annotated as pleckstrin homology domain containing B2. Gene Ontology annotation, cellular component: membrane. Gene Ontology annotation, biological process: regulation of cell differentiation. Lineage: Eukaryota; Metazoa; Chordata; Lepidosauria; Squamata; Lacertidae. The record is from RefSeq and is a predicted model, not a curated record. Bases 148 to 816 code for a protein of 222 amino acids. The transcript has 8 exons.
UCUGGCGUCAGAGACCCGGGAGGGAGGAGACGAGGGCGGGGCGGGGCGCGCGAUCUUGGAUCUCCUUUUAGCAACAAGGAAGAAUAAGAAGAAAGCGAGAAUUGUUCGGGCUCGCGCGGUCGCUUCCAGGCGUAACAGCAUUUGGAGAUGGCGCUGGUGAAAAGUGGAUGGCUGCUCCGGCAAAGUACUAUAUUAAGGCGUUGGAAGAAGAACUGGUUUGAUCUGUGGGCUCAUGGCCAUUUGUUAUUUUAUGAUGACCAACAUCGGCAGGAGCUGGAGGAUCGAAUUCACAUGAAAGUUGACUGCAUCAACGUCAGAGUGGGAAAUGAAUGCCGAGGUUUCCAGCCUCCAGAGGGGAAGCCUAGGGAUUGCUUGCUGCAGAUCAUUUGCCGUGAUGGGAAAGUGCUCAACCUCUGUGCAGAAAGUGCUGAUGACUGCUUAGCUUGGAAAAUUGCUCUGCAGGAUGCCAGAACAAAUGGGGCCUAUAUCGGUUCGGAAGUGAUGUAUGAUGACAAUACAAUUUCCUCGUCUCCUCCUCCGUACACGGCUUAUGCAACACCAUCACCUGAGGUUUAUGGCUACCCACAGUACAAUGGCGCAUAUCCACCUCCCGGGGCUCAGGUCUUCUUUACUUCUAAUGGACAGACGUAUGCAAUCCCUUAUCAAUAUCCAAACCAAGGUCCUUAUGGCCACCCUCCUGCGAAUCAUGUCAUCAUUCGAGAGCGCUACCGGGAUAAUGAUGGGGACCUGGCGCUUGGCAUGCUUGCUGGAGCAGCAACAGGAAUGGCCCUGGGCUCGUUGUUCUGGGUGUUCUAGUCUCCCUCUGGAGCCACAAAGCGAAGGGAGACCUGAAGUCUUCUGUGUGCAAUAAUAUGUAUUUGCAAAGUACUUCCGUUGAAUCUACAAUUUUUUUCAAUAGGUUCUAGUAAUACUUUUUUGCUGGUGACAGGCAGAUUGUAGUUAACAAAAAUUCCCAACUGUCCCAAAGGUGCCCUUUAGUUGAAAAGCGGUUAGCAUAAUGGCUCGUGGUCAGAUGAGUUUGUGAUUCUAUGCAUUGAUAAGUAGGUAGCAGUAAUAUCAAUGAAGUGUUACUAAUGAUGGCUAAAUGGCCACAGUUGACUCAUUUUUACAGUCAAAUAUUAACCAUCUUGUUAAAAUUACUUCAGUUACUGCUUCAGAAUGCUAACUGGGAAAGCAAGGGAGCACAAAAGUGGGUAUUUCUGAAUCCAGGGGAUUUUGAAUCCGAUAUUUUUCUUAGCACUCCUAGGAGACGAAGAUGAUGAUUCAGUAGCCACGCCAUGGGAUUCAUUGAAUGUUUUCUUGUAUUCAAGGGAGAGCUCUGGCAUUUCAGUAGCUUGACAAGGAUUGCACACUUACUGUACAAGUCCUUCCCAAGGCUUAACCAGGGACGGGGAACCUUUGGCUCUUGAGAUACUGUUGGACUACAACUCCCAUCAUCCUUGAUCAGUGGCUAUGCUGGCAGGAGUUGGGAGUUCAACAAAAUAUGGAGAGCUCAGAUUCCCUCUCCCUCGUCUAAGCAAUACAAAAACCUGACAUUUCUUUUAGAAAGGAGUUUGGAUUACCAUGCAAACAAUUCCAGUGUCCUAGAAACCGCAACCUCAUUUACAUCCUAGUAACAGUUCCUUGGGGUAACAGUGGCUGGAAAGGAAGUUUAACAUGCGGACAUCAGGCCUCCGGAACGUUUGCUAAGGCAGAUAGAAAGAUAGUUGGCAAGGAUAGUUCAGCCUGGGUGUGAAAACCCUACCCAGUUCUUAAUUAAUAGAUAGUAGGAGGUGUUGUGAUCAUACCGAGGAUAAAUGUGUUCAAAGUCUAACUUACUGGUUUAGGUAUAUGGGAACCUUUUGAAUCUGUAUUGAGAUUUAUACAAAGUAAUUAUGCUCUCUUACCUGCAACUACAAACUAUUUUUAACAAGGGCUUCUACUUUCCAGACACGCUACAGAGAUACCUCUGUUUUGGUUGCACGCUCCAGUCUUGUAUGUGCUUCUCCUUCUGCAGCUAAAUUACCUGCUUUAAAGACUUAAGACCCAUACUUCUGUGAGAGGACAAAGAAAUGAGCAAGUAUUCCCACCCGGAAAUUAUUUUCAGCAGUGUAGGUUAAUAAAAAGAAAGGCACACCUAUUUUUAUCCAUCGGUUGCUUGUGCAUCCUGUUAAAAUCUGAGAUCUACACAAGACUCUUCCAAGUGUCUAUAGGCUGUGCUGUGUUCUUUGGUGAACCUGCAAGCUUUGAACAGCAGCAAGCAAAGGGGACUUGGGUUGUGCCCCCUGCCGUAAUGACAAGCCCUAGCCGAAUGCAUUCCAUUCCUAUUUAAAUGGGAUAACUGAAUUGUGAGUGAGGCAAAGGCAAGGUAGCGGUACUGGAAGUCUUAAUAUUGGUCUUGCACACCUUGUAUGCCAGUGUUUGCCUUGGGUGUGUCUAUGCAACUGCUGUUGAAAUGCAACAGGGGGACCUCAUUGCAUCCAGCAGUUGUUGGAUUUGAAAGUGUGGCUUUUUAAAAACCCUGUCAGCAGUCUAGGACAUUUCAAAAGACAGAACUGUGAACUGAAGAAUGUGUGAACUGAAGAUGCUUUAUUUAAUAGGUCUGCAGUCUCUUAUUUAAUACCCAUGCAAGUAUGUUGGAAGCCUUGUAAGUUACUAAGAAACCGAUAAUACACUAAAAGCAGCACUAGCUUCUGCUCUGAUUUUGUAAUUUAUCUAGUGUAAUUUUAAGACCAUCUCUUCUGUGCUAUUAUGUGUACUGUACAGAACUGUAGAACUUCCAGAAAACUCCUUUCUUUGUAUUUGUUACUUUGUGAGGAGAGAAGAAAAUAAAUGUAGUCUUCGAACUUUUGGCAAGUCA